UUGAUUCAUGGCGUGAAAAUUGCAGCUAGCUAGCAGUUAGCUACCGGCACCGGCACCGAGCAGCGCGGAUGGUCGGGGCUGCCCGUUUUACGAACUUUUACACACAUACGUGCUACGAGUGGGACCGCCAGUCUUCGAGGACCACCGUCAGCGGAGUUUAAAGGGACCGAUUAGCCAAGGCUAGCGCGCCCUCGUUCACGGCGAUGCGUCCGUUAGCGUGCUAGCUAGCUAGCCGCGUUAGCUCGCGAGGCUAGGCGGGACGGGGAUGGGUCAAGACGGCCCGUGACAAGCAUCUGCCCGGAGCUGUACGUGAAGCGCGUUUGUAGCCGAGGCGGUAGUUAGGUUACGUUUAGUCCAAACGGCUCCCAGAGUCGGGUUUGGGACGUUAGCCGUUAGUCUGCACCGUCCCCGGCCCGCCGCGCGCGUGAGAGAACGCACUUUCCCGGUGGCGGGGGGGGAGAGAAAAAAAAAAAAUUCCGGGAGGAUUUGACAGUUUCCGAGCUCCGCGCGAUAUUCGGAGCCGCGUGCAAUGGGGAAUACGGUGUCCUGCUGCGUGUCUCCCGGCGGGAGUCCAAAGCUCCCGCGGCCAGAGGAUCGCGUGGAGUCCUACCAGAUAAACACAGACUUUAGCGACGACACCGGCCCGUACCUGCAGCACAUCAGUGACCGGGAGCUGCCCGACGAUUUAGCUCUGGAGUCUAACCCUUCGGACCACGCCCGUGCCAGCACCAUCUUCCUCAGCAAGUCUCAGACAGACGUCCGGGAUAAGAGGAAAAGCAAUCAUAUAAAUCACAUAUCUCCUGGUCUCCUCUCCAAAAAAUACAGCUCCUGCUCGACGAUAUUUAUCGAUGACAGCACGGUCAGCCAGCCCAACCUAAAAAGCACUAUCAAAUGUGUUACAUUAGCAAUAUACUACCACAUUAAAAACAGGGACUCAGACAGGUCACUGGACAUCUUCGACGAAAAGAAACAUCCACUGUCUAGGGAUCUGGUCCCCGAUGACUACUUCCGCACGGACCCUGAACACAAGCUCAUCUACCGCUUCGUCCGGACCCUGUUCAGCGCCGCCCAGCUGACGGCCGAGUGCGCCAUCGUCACGCUGGUGUAUUUGGAGAGGCUGCUGACUUAUGCGGAGAUUGACAUCUGCCCUUGUAACUGGAAGAGGAUCGUACUGGGAGCCAUCCUGCUGGCCUCCAAAGUCUGGGAUGACCAGGCCGUCUGGAACGUGGACUACUGCCAGAUCCUCAAAGACAUCACUGUGGAGGACAUGAACGAGAUGGAGCGGCACUUCCUGGAGCUGCUGCAGUUCAACAUCAACGUGCCGGCCAGCGUCUAUGCCAAGUACUACUUCGACCUGCGCUCGCUAGCCGAUGACAACAACCUCAGCUUCCCUCUGGAGCCCCUGAGCAACGAGCGCGCUCACAAGCUCGAGGCGAUCUCCAGACUGUGCGAGGACAAGUACAGAGACCUGAGCCGGGCUGCUAUGAGGAGGUCGUUCAGCGCGGACAACCUGGUGGGCAUCCGCAGGUCCAACGCCGUGCUCUCCUAGACCCCUGACCUCUAACCCCUGCACAUAGAGCUCGCGUUCACGAUGCCCCUUGAACUCGCCCCUCCCCGUCCUCUGGUUCUUUCCUCCAGUACACUGAGGACUCCUACCUACACCAGUGCAAAACGACUUCUCCACAUAGAAACAAAAAACUGACUGAAGGAUUGUUUUCUUUUGUUUUUUUUGCUUACUAUGUAGGCUACUAGCUGUGAAAUUUGUCAGUUUUUAAUUGAAAUCAAUUGCAGAUGGAGUAUUUUAAAUAAACACUAAUCAUGUAAA
Electrophorus electricus (electric eel) is the source of this 1825-nucleotide messenger RNA. It is a transcript of the gene ccnyl1, whose product is annotated as cyclin Y-like 1. Lineage: Eukaryota; Metazoa; Chordata; Actinopteri; Gymnotiformes; Gymnotidae. The record is from RefSeq and is a predicted model, not a curated record. Gene Ontology annotation, biological process: regulation of cyclin-dependent protein serine/threonine kinase activity. Gene Ontology annotation, molecular function: protein kinase binding.